Molecule: messenger RNA, 1504 nt
Organism: Drosophila biarmipes
Lineage: Eukaryota; Metazoa; Arthropoda; Insecta; Diptera; Drosophilidae
Exons: 4
Coding region: 442-1323 (293 amino acids)
Biological process (GO): regulation of transcription by RNA polymerase II
Cellular component (GO): transcription regulator complex; nucleus
Molecular function (GO): DNA binding
Source: RefSeq, a predicted model, not a curated record
UCCGAGGGGCUGUAUGCCGUGCGAAAAGUGAACCCCCGCUGUGGUUCAAAAAGAGCGCACAACGCCCAUGCCUCCGCGUUUGUUGUGACCCUUUCUUUCAUUUCGCCGGCAACGAGUGUUUUGUUUAUAUUCGCCGCCCGUUAGCAAUUCAAAUGUCCAGCUGAGCUGACAUCCAAAACAAUCUAGUGCCCUGGUUUUUGGCAGUCAAAACAGUUGUCACUUGCAGUAGCAACAUUCAUUUGCAGUUGCAACACUUGUUGGCAGCGAGCAGAAAUCGCAGCGUGUUGCCAGUUGCAAAAAACGUGCGACAGCAGCAACUUCUUCGUGCACUGCAGCAACAAGCGACUCAAAACCCGGUUAAAUAACUAAAUAAUCUUUAUUAAAGCUAAUCAAGAAAUAAUUUAAAGCAUUUAUUAGCAGAAUUCAGUUUUUAUCGAUGAAAUGAAUACGCGACGCCGACCCAUUGCUCCAUCGCCGAAUAUUUACGCCACCAAUGUCAAAAUCUGCCAUUUGGUGGCCCAGCAUACCUGCCUUUACGAUCGCUCCGAUGAGAACUAUAUGCGCAAAUCGACUGUGAAAAAUGCCUGGAAGGAAAUAUCCAAAGAGAUGCGAAUUUCGGUCAAGGGCUGCAAGGAUCGCUGGCGCAACAUCCGCACCAGCUACGCCCGCUCCAUAAAGGUGCACCACGGUGCGAAUACUUAUUACCUGAAAGGCGAGCUGCAGUUCCUGCAGAAGCACAUCACUCCCGGAGUUCCCGUCCCGCUGAGAGGUCGGCGCUCAAGACCCAAGGGCCAGGAGGAGUUGGAUGAGCAGGACGACGGGCAGCACGAGACGCCUGUGGAGGCUAUGCUCGAGAUGAAGAUGUCGCCAAGCAGUCCGGAAACGGAGCAUGCGCAGAGCCGCGACAGCAACGACUCUCAGUCUGAGGAGGAGUCGGAUGACGAGCAGCGUUCCUGGCAGGCUCGGGCCAGCAAGCGCCAGCGAUUGGAGAGCAAGGAGUCCAAGACUUCUAACUACAAUGUUGAAGCUUCGCAAACCAUGGACUUCGAUGACGCGUUCCUGCAAGGACUCCGUCCCGAAAUCAAGCACAUGAACUUCCACCAGAAGCUGUACUUCAAGCGUCGUGUUUACGAGCUGCUCGGCGAGAUAUUUCACUCCGACGAGUCCGCCUCAUCCAGCCACCCAACGCAUCCGCAUCCCGCGGAGAAGGUCAAUGGAACGCUACCAACAGCCUCUCCAUCGCCCUCGCCCUCGAUUUCGCUGCAGCACUUGGGGAUGCUGCAGCUGCCCAAACUGGGAACAAAGCCUGCCAAAGAUGUCUAACUUCCAAGGCUUCAACCGACUGAUUUCGAAUUUAUGUACAGUACUAGGACAAAUAAUAUUUUAAGUUGUUUUUUAACAUGUUCGAAGAAUGUAUAAGCCAACUGCAAGGAGCAGUUUGAGUCCAAUAUGAAGUUGACAUAAAUAUAAAUGAACAGAUUUUAUAAAACUCAAAAGUGGUCUU